Alosa alosa (allis shad) is the source of this 2783-nucleotide messenger RNA. It is a transcript of the gene dtx4a, whose product is annotated as deltex 4, E3 ubiquitin ligase a. Gene Ontology annotation, biological process: Notch signaling pathway; protein ubiquitination. Gene Ontology annotation, cellular component: nucleoplasm. Gene Ontology annotation, molecular function: ubiquitin protein ligase activity; zinc ion binding. The record is from RefSeq and is a predicted model, not a curated record. Lineage: Eukaryota; Metazoa; Chordata; Actinopteri; Clupeiformes; Clupeidae. Bases 350 to 2560 code for a protein of 736 amino acids. The transcript is spliced from 10 exons.
AGCCACAGAAGUCAGAUGCUUAACAGUGAUUGGGUCGUUUCCAUGUACUCAAGGCGUGGUGUGCCCACACACGAGCAAUCACUGUGGCUUGCUACUGAAAAUAUUACAAAUAUGGCUCGAAUUAUGCCUGUGGGAUGUAAUGCAUUACCCACGAAACCUGAAGAUAGAACUGAAUAAUUCCUAUACCUUUGUCGCGGGGAAGGUCUGCCAAAGAGGUGUAUUCCUCAAGAGUCUCGACUGCAGCAGCGCGAGACAGACAGAAUGUUUAUUUGAAGAUGGAUUCUUGUCGGCAUCUAUAAGUAUUUUCCGUUAGAAGGCGGCCUUGACAUCGGGAAUCCGCCACUGGUGUAUGAUGUUGCUAGCAUCGGCUGUGGUCGUAUGGGAAUGGCUAAACGAACACGGGCGCUGGCGACCCUACAGCCCGGCCGUCUCUCAUCACAUCGAAGCGGUGAUCCGCAGCGACCCACGGGGAAGCAGUGUGGUACUAGGCCAGGUUGACUCGAGGCUGUCGCCCUACAUCAUCGACUUGCAAUCCAUGCACCAGUUUCGGCAAGACACAGGCACCCUGCGUCCGGUGCGCCGCAGCUUCUAUGACCCGACGUCGGCGCCGGGCCACGGCUGGCUGUGGGAGUGGGAGAACGACUCGGGCUCGUGGACGGCGUACGACACGGAGGUGAGCAUCGCCAUCCAGGCGGCGCGGGACCGCAACCAGCCCUGGCUGGACCUGUCGCCACUGGGCUUCUGCUACCUGAUCGACCUGCAGACAAUGACCCAGUUCAACCGGCAGACGCAGCGGCGCCGGCGCAUCCAGAGACGCUCGGACCUGGCCUACCCGCUCGUCACGGGACCCCUGCCCAGGGCGUGGGCAAGUGGCAUGGGCGCCCCGGGGGGUGGAGGUGGUGGGGGUGGUGGAGGUGGUGGGAUGGGGGGCAGUGGAGGGGAAGGAGGCAUGGGGGUUGCUGGCGGGAGGUUUGGGGGUGCUGGGGGCGGUUUGCUGGGCGUGGGGGUGUCCGGGAUAGUCACCAGGGGCAACGGCAGCGCCUACCCGAGCGGCGCUCUCCCAGCCUCGGCCAUCACCUCGCUGGGGCAGCCCUGCUCGUGCCAGCAGUGCAUGCUGGUCCUGGGCGUGAAGACGGGCGCGGGCUUCGGCGGGGUGGGUGGAGGGGCACACACGUUGGGACGGAAGCCCCCUCCACCCUUGCCCCCGCCCAUGCAGACUAAGCCGCCCAGCCCCAAAUCGGGACCCCCACAGAGGGGGUACUCCUACUCGCUCACCCUCCCACACCCCCCGUCCCUCUCCCGGGUCCUGGCGCCCCAUCGGAACUCCAUGCUGGUGUCUGGUGGGGGUGGCGGUGUGCUGGGCAUGGGGUUUGGCAUGGGUGGUGGCGGUGGAGGUGGCAGCGGUAGCGGCGGCACGAACAGCAGCAACGGCGGCUUCGUACACUCCCUCUCCCUGCUGGGAGCGGCCACCGCUGGACUCUCUCUCUCCUCCGUGCCCUCCUCCUCCUCCGUCCUGCCCUCCUCCUCCUCGGAACGGAGGGAGAAAACACGAGCAGGGCUUCGGUCAGUGACAUUUUGGGAAAUAAGUUUGUGUGUGCUCUGCAACGGAGAAAUGACGAUUAUCAAGUUCGCUCCGGUUCCCACUGUUCCAGUGAAGAACUUAAAUGGAUCAAGCCCUGUGCAUCCAGCUCUGGCAGGUAUAACAGGCAUUCUGAUGAGUGCCGCUGGUCUGCCCGUUUGCCUCACCCGGCCGCCCAAGCUGGUCCUGCACCCCCCUCCCGUCAGCAAGAGCGACAUCAAGCCUGUGCCGGGCCUGGGUCACUGCUGCCGCAAGACCACCAAAAAGCAGGCACGCAAAGGAAGAACUCCUGAGGAAGUGGUGAAAAGAUACCUGCAGAAGGUGCGCAACCCCCCCGAGGAGGACUGCACUAUCUGCAUGGAGGCUCUCUCGGGCCCCUCGGGCUACAAGGGCCCGGGCGUAGGUGGCGUGUCACGGGUGGAGUCAGUGGGUCGUUUGGCCCAGUGCGGGCACCAGUACCACCUGCAGUGCCUGGUGGCCAUGUACAACAACGGCAACAAAGACGGCAGCCUCCAGUGCCCCACCUGCAAGACCAUCUACGGGGUGAAGACCGGCAACCAGCCACCCGGCAAGAUGGAGUACCACGUCAUCCCCCACUCGUUGCCUGGCCACCCCGACUGCAAGACCAUCCGCAUCAUCUACAACAUUCCACCAGGCAUACAGGGCCCUGAGCAUCCCAAUCCCGGCAAGCCCUACACUGCCCGCGGUUUCCCCCGCCACUGUUACCUCCCAGACACCGAGAAAGGACGCAUUGUCCUGCGCUUGCUGCUGGUAGCCUGGGACCGUCGCCUCAUCUUCUCUGUGGGCACGUCCAGCACCACGGGCGAGUCGGACACAGUCAUCUGGAACGAGGUCCACCACAAGACUGAGUUCGGCUCCAACCUGACGGGCCACGGCUUCCCGGACCCAGGCCACCUGGAUAACGUUCUGGAGGAACUCCGUGCUCAGGGCAUCACGGAGGAGGAGAGCCUGAGAGACUGAUAGAAGAAAGAGAGAGAAAUGCACGGCAGAGAGAGAGAGAGGGAGAUAUGAGGAGUGAGAGGAGGAUAGUAUAGGUUCUCAUAUCUGAACCUGCAAAAAAAAAAAAAAAAGUAACAAAACAAGCAUCCAGGAUUAUCUUGUAACAGAGGUUUUUUUUGUUGUUGUUUUUGUUUACUAUUGUUCUGAUGAGUUAUUAUUUUUUGUUUGGGUUUGUUGUAUGUGA